Messenger RNA from Lagopus muta (rock ptarmigan), 2644 nucleotides. It is a transcript of the gene EXOC8, whose product is annotated as exocyst complex component 8. Gene Ontology annotation, biological process: Golgi to plasma membrane transport; intracellular protein localization; exocytosis. Lineage: Eukaryota; Metazoa; Chordata; Aves; Galliformes; Phasianidae. The transcript is spliced from 2 exons. The record is from RefSeq and is a predicted model, not a curated record. The coding region runs from base 141 to 2285 and encodes 714 amino acids. Gene Ontology annotation, cellular component: exocyst.
UCGCCGCUUCUCUUACGCUGCUCUCCGGCAGAGCGGCUGCGCCUGCGUAAGGGAGGCAGCAAAGCCGUCUCGAGAGGCGUCCGGGGCUCCGUGCGCAAGCGCAGUCGAGGUUUCCCUAGCAGCGGCGGCGGGUGCUGACCAUGGCGCUGGCGCUCGGGGAGGGCGGCGGCGGCGGCGGCGGGGGGAGCCGGCUGCGGCGGCAACUGGAGUCGGGGGGCUUCGCGGCGGCGGAGUACGUGAAGCAGCUGUCGCAGCAGUCGGACGGCGACCGGGAUCUGCAGGAGCACCGGCAGCGCAUCCAGGCGCUCCAAGAGGAGACGGCGCAGAGCCUGAAGCGCAACGUCUACCAGAACUACCGGCAGUUCAUCGAGACGGCGCGGGAGAUCAGCUACCUGGAGAGCGAGAUGUACCAGCUCAGCCACAUCCUCACCGAGCAGAAGGGCAUCAUGGAGGCCGUCACACAGGCCCUACUCCUGCAAGCCGACCGCGACGACCCCGCCCUGGGCGCCCGCCGCGCCGCCGCCGCCGACCCCUUCCUGCCACUGUCGGCUAAGGAGGCUGCGGCCAGCGAGGAGGGCCGGCAGCGGACGCUCACCACCCUGCUGGAGAAGGUGGAGGGCUGCCGCGACCUGCUGCCCGAGAGCCCCGGCAAGUACCUGGUGUACAACGGCGACCUGCUGGAGUACGACGCCGACCACAUGGCGCAGAUCCAGCGGGUGCACGCCUUCCUGAUGAACGACUGCCUGCUGGUGGCCACCGCCCUGCCCAACCGCCGCGGCGCCUACCGCUACGACGCCCUGUACCCCCUGGAAGGGUUGGCCGUGAUUAACGUCAAGGACAACCCGCCCAUGAAGGACAUGUUCAAGCUGCUCAUGUUCCCCGAGAGCCGCAUCUUCCAGGCCGAGAACGCUAAGAUCAAGAAGGAGUGGCUGGAGGUGCUGGAGGAGACCAAGCGCAACCGGGCCCUCAGUGAGAAGCGACGCCUGGAGCAGGAGGCCCUGCCCCGGCCCGCCCCAACACCUCCUGAGUCCACCAACCCCUUCGAGGAGGACGAGGAUGAGGAGGAGGAGGAAGAGCCCUCUGCUGAGGAGGAGACGGUCGACCUCUCGCUUGAGUGGAUCCAGGAGCUGCCGGAGGACCUGGACGUCUGCAUCGCUCAGCGGGACUUUGAAGGGGCUGUGGACCUGCUCGAUAAACUCAACGAGUACUUGGGAGACAAGCCUGCGAGCCAGCCCGUGAAGGAGCUGCGGGCCAAGGUGGAUGAGCGGGUCCGGCAGCUUACUGACGUGCUGGUCUUUGAGCUGUCUCCGGACCGCUCGCUGCGAGGAGGGCCACGAGCCACGCGCCGAGCCGUGUCCCAGCUCAUUCGCUUGGGCCAGUCCACCAAGGCGUGUGAGCUCUUCCUGAAGAACCGGGCGGCCGCGGUGCACACGGCCAUCCGACAGCUGCGCAUUGAAGGUGCCACGCUGCUCUACAUCCACAAACUCUGCCACGUCUUUUUCACCAGCCUUCUAGAGACGGCCAGAGAGUUUGAGACGGACUUUGCUGGCAACAAUGGCUGCUACUCUGCCUUCGUUGUGUGGGCCCGCUCUUCCAUGAGGAUGUUUGUAGAUGCCUUUAGCAAACAAGUGUUUGACAGUAAAGAGAGCUUAUCAACUGCAGCGGAGUGCGUGAAGGUAGCUAAAGAGCACUGCAAGCAGCUCAGCGACAUUGGACUGGAUCUCACCUUCAUCAUUCAUGCCCUUCUGGUAAAGGAUAUCAAAGGUGCUUUGCAGAGCUACAAGGAUAUCAUCAUCGAGGCCACCAAGCACCGCAACUCUGAGGAGAUGUGGAGGAGGAUGAACCUCAUGACUCCAGAGGCUCUGGGGAAACUCAGGGAGGAGAUGAAGAGCUGCGGCGUAGGCAAUUUUGACCAAUACACUGGUGAUGACUGCUGGGUCAACCUUAGCUAUACUGUAGUAGCUUUCACUAAGCAGACUAUGGCCUUCUUGGAGGAAGCAUUAAAGCUUUACUUUCCAGAGUUGCACAUGGUUCUUCUGGAGAGCCUUGUGGAAAUCAUCCUAGUGGCUGUCCAGCAUGUUGAUUACAGUUUACGGUGCGAACAGGACCCUGAGAAGAAAGCAUUCAUUAGGCAGAAUGCAUCCUUCCUUUAUGAAACUGUCCUUCCUGUUGUGGAAAAAAGAUUUGAGGAGGGAGUUGGAAAGCCAGCCAAGCAGCUACAGGAUCUGAGAAAUGCUUCAAGAUUGAUGCGAGUAAAUCCAGAAAGUACCACCUCUGUGGUGUGAAAUAAAUGAACAGUUCUUAUGAACAGAGUGUGAAAGCAGUUAGUGAAAACACUGUACAUUGCAUAUGUGAACUAAAUGGUUUUUUUGAGCUCCUGGAAAAUGAGGAAGUCUGGUUGCAAGAUUGCAGAGACUGAAGUUACAGUCAAAGGCUUCAAGGGUCCAACACUUCUUCUGAGGGGGUGCAGGAAAGUGAGAGGUAGCUGUUGAAAUCAUGUGUCCUUGUAAAGCAUAUCCUGUAAGAAUGGUUAAUGUAGUGUUUGUGACUUGGGAAGUACUAUGAUGUACAAUUUUUGGCCAAAUGUUUGUGAAAACCUUAAAUAUAUGUACGUUGUUCAGCAGGAAAAGAUCACUUCUUGUCA